Molecule: messenger RNA, 995 nt
Organism: Cucurbitaria berberidis CBS 394.84
Lineage: Eukaryota; Fungi; Ascomycota; Dothideomycetes; Pleosporales; Cucurbitariaceae
Exons: 3
Coding region: 147-995 (282 amino acids)
Biological process (GO): protein acetylation
Molecular function (GO): N-acetyltransferase activity
Source: RefSeq, a predicted model, not a curated record
CUGCGAUUUUGAUAACUAUCUUGAAGCCCGAGUUCACAUGACAAUGCUGCCAUCAUACAUCUAGAUGGUUCAAAGAUUUUUUCCAACGUUUUUGAAUAAGAAAUCAUCCUUUCAACUCCAACAAAAUCCCUCCCAUCAACGCCACAAUGAAACUUAACGAAAAUGAUGCAAUCAUCACCCCCCGCGUCCUCCUAGUCCCCUACUCCUCGCAUCACGUGCCCGCGUACCACGAAUGGAUGCAAGAUGAGGACCUACAAAAGCUCACUGCAUCUGAACCGCUUAGUCUGGCGGAAGAAUAUGAAAUGCAGCGUUCGUGGCGCGAGGACGCUGAUAAAUUGACGUUUAUCGUGUGUACGGCGCCGUCAGAUGGCUCUACAAACACACAUCCGGAUACAGCAGCGCAGAGAGCAGACAACACCGAGCAAAGGAGAAAAAGUACGACUACGCUUACACCUGGCCACCACGACGCGCCACAACACAUGAUCGGCGACGUCAAUCUCUUCCUCUACUCAGACGCCGACUCGGACUCCGACGAAGAAGACGCGUCAAAACAGGACCAGCAGCAGAAGAAACAGCUGCAUCAGCAUCCCAAACCCCUCAUCGGCGAACUCGAAAUCAUGAUCGCGCGGGCCGAUGCGCGGGGCAAAGGUCUCGCAUGCGAAACACUCCGCGCAUUUAUCUGGUACAUUACCACCUCUCUGUCUGCUAUUCUGGCCGAGUACGAUGCUUCUGCUUCUUCCUCCAGCGGCGGGGGUAUUGGGGAUCAGGUGCACGGGAGUGGGAGCCGGCUAAAGUAUCUACGUGUUAAGAUUGACAAGGAGAAUUUCCGCAGUAUCAGGUUGUUUGAGCGGGUGGGGUUUACGAGGACAAGCGAAGAGGCGAAUUACUUUGGGGAAGUGGAGUUGAGGGUGCCAGUUGUGGAGGGGAGGGUGGUGGAUGUGGAGAAGAAGAUUGGGGGAGACGGAGUAGUGGAGAAGGUAGGGUAUGGAGUAUGA